CAGAGUGUGUGAGGUUCAGUUUGUGUGUCAGAGUGUGUGAGGUUCAGUUUGUGUGUCAGAGUGUGAGGUUCAGUUUGUGUGUCAGAGUGUGAGGUUCAGUUUGUGUGUCAGAGUGUGAGGUUCAGUUUGUGUGUCAGAGUGUGUGAGGUUCAGUUUGUGUGUCAGAGUGUGAGGUUCAGUUUGUGUGUCAGAGUGUGUGUUUCUAUUUCAGUGUCACAUGAACAGACUGAGACAGUGUGGUCAGGGGGGGGUGUUGUUUCAUUUCCGUCUCCUCCAGUCAGACUGUCACCGUCCGUCUUCACUCAGACAGUGACUGACAGCUGAGGGGGCGGAGCCAGCAGAGACGACAGCAGCCAUGUUGGUUCUUCUCUGGUUACUGAUCCUGAUGAUGACGAUGAUGAUGAAGAGUGACGCGGCCUCUGCAGAGAUCGUCACAGCACGCAGCGGCGGCGCCGUCCUACUGACGCCACCCCUGCAGACGCCGAGGAACAGACAGGACGUCAGGUGGACCCACCCCCGCCUGGUGAUGUCACUGAAGAAGAACGUGACCACGUGUCAUCACGGGCGCUGCGAGCUGCUGAGCGACGGCUCGCUGAGCUUCAGCCGCGUUCAGAGCGACGACUCAGGGAGCUACAGCCUGGAGGUGUUUGACCAGGACGGGACGCGACUGCUGAAGAAGGACUUCCUGCUCACUGUGGAGGACCCUAGCAGCAGCAGCAGCAGCAGCAGCAGCAGUGUGGUGGUGUCUGUGUUGGUCUGCUGCUUCCUCCUGUUGCUGCUGCUCUUCAUCAUCUUCUUCAUCCUCAGGAGGAGGAGGAGGAGCCAGGGGACAAACCCCACAGGUCCGUUGGAGGAAAAUGUUUAUGUGACAAUGCAUGGUCACCAUGGCAACAAGGGGAAAGCUAUAGAGGAGAAGCAGGAGUCUCAUUAUGUUCCAUGUCAUCCUGUUGUUUCCAUGGAAACACCAAUCACAGAGCAGAUGUCUGAGGAUGUAGAAGAUGUCUACGUGUGAUGACCAGUCAGAGAUCAGCUUGUUUUCACCUCAGCUCACCGUUAGUUCAUCGUCCACUGUCGUCCGGUGUUUAUUUUUCAACUAUGAUUAUUAUUAUUGAUAAAUAAAUAUAAAGUGAACGUAUGUAGGGAGCUUUUAUAUGAUUCUGUUAUUUUAUGUUUGUACUUUUAUUUAAACUGUUUUUUUUUUUAAUCUGGGAGUUGCUUCCACUCCACACUGUCAUAACAACUGAUACAAAGUGCAGGGUCUGGACAUAAUGUGUGUAUGAACUGAGUAUAAUGUACAUGUCCACCACUGUGAUUUAAUAAAUUCAACAUUAUCAUCACAUUAUUUUCAACACUUUGUUCUUCUGGAUCAUUUGAAGUGUUACUGUCUCAGUCACUGAGAGUGUGUUAAUGUCCCACACAAAAUUAAUUUGUAGUACCAUACACAUGCCACAAGAUGGCAGUAUUUAGAUUUGAAAUACCAAAUGAGAGCUGUGCAAGUCACUGAAUUUAUAACAACUUGUUCCAGCAAAUGUUUCACAAUAAAAGCCUUGUUAGGAACUCAAGAAUUUUUGUCCCUGAGAUGCCUCAGGGCUUUUACUUUGAAAUGAUACAGGAAGUCUUCAUCUCAACAGCCCGAUGCAAAGAAAGGUAGAGACAUGCUUCGACCAAGAAGUUAAUAAUAAAAGAUCAGAUGCGGCCCUGGGUCCACCUCUGAACUAUCAAAUCCACUGCAGUAAGAACAAAGCCUGGUCCCUGGCUAGACACUCUGGGGUCCCCUCCCACUGGUUUACCUUCAGACAGCUAAUAAAUAAAUGCACCAACUCACUGAGAAAAGAUAAAUCUAAUUAUUACUUAACUUCUAACAAAACCGUUCCAAGGCAAAGAGGCAGAUCAGAAAGAGUGAAACCAAAUUCACUUCUCAAACGGUGUGAAUUAAAAAAUAAAGGCCUGUUGCAGCUGAGGUACAGAUACUCCUGGAGAAACACAGGUACUGGUUUAUAUUCAUGGGAGGACACUUUUAUUUUUUUGAAAGAAGUUACAACAGGUUUUAUUUUGUUACAACACCACAAAUUUAAAAAAGAUAUAUAUAGAUAUAUGAUAUGUUUAAAUCACAGCGAUUAUGAUGGAAAAGUUCUUAGAAAAGCAGUCACAAUCAGACAUGUUUGCAGCUUUUAACUUUAUAUCUCUCGAGUUGAAAAUUUAAAUUUACGAUCAUUAUUAAGUGGAAUAUGAAAGUUCUCCUCAAAUAACACGUCAUGGUAAAAUUUACUGAGCUCAUUUUUUUUUUUUUUUUUUUUUUU
This is a messenger RNA of Epinephelus fuscoguttatus (brown-marbled grouper), 2300 nucleotides long. RefSeq lists its product as uncharacterized. NCBI's taxonomy places the organism in Eukaryota, Metazoa, Chordata, Actinopteri, Perciformes, Serranidae. The transcript is spliced from 8 exons. Bases 356 to 1012 code for a protein of 218 amino acids. The record is from RefSeq and is a predicted model, not a curated record.